AGAGAGAGGACGGAAAGAGAGCGAGAGUUUCUUCAAUGAAAAGAAGAGAAGACUGAACACUCUUUUAAAAGACGUAUGUGGGGAGUUCAGGUGAUGGACGGCUGCAGCACCUUCACUCAUCAUCAUGCAACCUUGAUUUGAUGGCUGUGACGACUAUGGUGUCCUGCGAGGAAGAUAGUUUUCUAUUUGUUUCUUGACAGGAGGCGGCUUGACAGGAAACAAGAGACCAGGGAGAACCUGACAGACAAAAAGGAGGAGAGGAAGAGGACGGAAAGAUGAGAAAGUGACAAACUGGAUCGUUGCUUUUGAACGGAGGCAGAAGUACCCACAGCGACACAGAGACUACACGUCCCAUCAUCCUACAGGCCCCAGAUCUGAUUGGAUGGUUUUGGCAGAAUGACAGCCGAAGAUCCUGCUUCUUCCUCAACCAUGAGCAAUAACUCCGCCCCCUCCAAACUGUCCAAACCCUCUGGUGCACCCCACAACUCUCUUCACGGACAGAUUAGCAUCCCUGACGGGGUUGCAGGUUCUCAUAAUGAGGCUGCACUGGUGGCCCUGAUGGAGCGCACCGGCUACGGUAUGGUCCAGGAAAAUGGUCAGCGUAAAUAUGGCCCUCCACCCGGAUGGAACGCUCAAUCUCCACCACGAGGAUGUGAAAUCUUUGUGGGCAAGAUCCCACGGGACGUUUAUGAGGAUGAGCUGGUCCCGGUGUUUGAGUCCGUAGGGCGCAUCUAUGAGAUGCGGCUCAUGAUGGACUUCGAUGGGAAGAACCGAGGGUACGCGUUUGUUAUGUACACAGAAAAACAUGAGGCCAAGAGGGCUGUACGUGAGCUCAACAACUAUGAAGUGCGGCCCGGGCGGCUCCUGGGAGUCUGCUCAUCUGUAGAUAACUGCCGUCUUUUCAUUGGUGGCAUUCCCAAGACCAAAAAACGUGAGGAGAUCCUUGAAGAAGUCUCCAAGGUUACAGAAGGGGUUCUAGACGUGAUAGUUUAUGCCAGUGCAGCAGACAAGCUGAAGAACCGAGGCUUUGCCUUUGUAGAGUACGAGUCGCACCGGGCAGCUGCCAUGGCUCGCAGGAAGUUGAUGCCUGGACGCAUUCAGCUUUGGGGACACCAGAUAGCAGUAGACUGGGCUGAGCCAGAGAUCGAUGUGGACGAAGACGUCAUGGAGACAGUAAAGAUCCUUUACGUAAGGAAUCUUAUGAUGGAGACCAGUGAGGAGACGAUCAGACAGGUGUUCAGCCAGUGGAAUCCUGGAUGUGUUGAACGUGUGAAGAAGAUCCGCGACUACGCCUUUGUCCAUUUUACCUCCCGGGACGAUGCGGUCGUGGCCAUGGAUCAUCUCAAUGCCACAGAGGUGGAAGGAUCCUGUAUCGAGGUGACACUCGCCAAGCCAGUUGACAAAGAGCAGUACUCCCGCCAGAAGGCCUCCAAGGGGGCCUCUGCCACUCCAGAACCUACUCAGCAGAACUACGUUUACCAGUGUGAUCCCUACACAUUGGCCUACUAUGGUUAUCCUUACAACACCCUCAUUGGACCCAACAGGGAAUACUUCGUCAAAGGACCCCCAAUGAUACAGAACAAUGCAGGUACUGUGCGAGGUCGUGGUCGUGCCGCUGCAGGUAACCGUACCCCUGGACCACGGGGGUCUUACCUGGGGGGUUAUUCUGCUGGUCGUGGCAUCUACAGCCGCUACCAUGAGGGCAAGGCCAGGCAGCCUGAAAAGCCCUAUGAGUUGAUGCCCAGUCUGGAGCUUGCUGCCUCCGUCAACCCUGUUGGCAUCAAACCUGGCACAAUGGCGUUGCAGACUCUGGGUGGGCAGUACCCGGUGUUCAGCGCGGCUCCUGCAGCCAAGCUGAUGGAGGAGGGGAAGGUGCACACUGUGGAGCACCUUAUCAACCCUCUGGCCUUACAACACGCUGAACACACCAAUGCUAAUGCUGCUGCCACCGUCCUGCCUUCAGUCUCCACCCCUCCACCCUUUCAGGGCCGUCCAAUCACUCCCGUCUACGCCAUGGCGCACAAUGUCCAGCGUAUCCCCACGGCCGGCGGCCUUUAUGGAGCCGGAUACGUCCCCAUCGCAAACUAUGCCGCCAACACAGCGGCUCUGGCUGCUCUGCAGAAGAAUGCAGCGGUGGCGGCUGCAGCGUACGGAGGCUACACGGGCUAUGCGGUGCCACAGGCCUUCCCUGCCACGGCCUUCCAGCUGCCCAUCCACGAUGUCUACCAGACGUAUUGAUGGCGGGGGUCCGACCAAGGAAAACGGCAAAGUUUCCCAAGCUGUGACUGAACCACUGCAACAUGUGUUUGUCCCAUCAUGCAGAAAAACAUCACUUGAACUUGCGGACAUCCAAAAGCUCUAAAUCAACGUCAUUUGAAGCAAAUAUCUGUCACUCCUCCGGGGGCCCUCGACGUGGACCUCAAGCGGCCAUGUGACAUUCUGAAUCAUGCAGCAGCUCUGUGUUUUUACUUUUACUGAAAACAGUGAGGACAGUCCAUUUAAAACAAGCAUUACUCACAACGACCACAGUCACAAUUAUCAUCUCGCUAUCUUUCCUUUAAUGUGUCUCAGACCCCUUCCGCCUCGUUGCUAUGGCAACGGAAACACUGAAGGUACACACACGAGUAUUUAUGAAGAGAAGAUUUGAUGUUUUAUUCUCUGUAGUUUUAUCUCUUAAACGGGGUGUUUUUUGUUUUUCUCAAACAGGAAAGACCUUUACACUAUGUCUUAAAAGAAUGGUUUUUUUUUUGAGUGUUAAACCUUGGAGGUAAAAAGAAAGAAAGUAUAUUUAAUUGAAAAGAUAAAAAUGACAACUGGAACUACUGACGAAAGAGAAUACCACUGAAGAAAAACUGCUUUUUGCAUAAUACUAACGUGUUUUUUUAGUUCUUGUUUCUUUCCAUUGAUAUAUAGUAAUUUAGCCAACUGUACAUGCGGUAAAGGUUGAUGCUGUCCGUCCAUGCUGGUUGAGUGUGUAUACUUCAAACAGGCCGUCUUUGGUACUUUUUUUGGUUCAUUUACUUUUAUUUGUGUUUUAAAUGAAGGUUUUAAGUGUUGUUGUUUUUCACUUGCUUAUUUCUAGUUUGCCUUUGUAACUUUUGGAAACAUUUAUCUUGAAGAAAACUUGCCAGCUAAGUAAUAUUGUAAAGGCAGAUUCCUUUGGGGAGCAGAUACGCAAGAAAGAAAAACUGGAGAGCUUUUUUUUUUUUUAAAUGAUGGGCUGCGUGGUUUAUCUACACCCCCUGGUAGACAGCGAUGUACUCUGAGAUGUUUCUCUUCCCUGAGAAACUGCACCUACAGGGGAUUAAGACUGAACAGAUGUUAGGUUUUUUUUUUUCUCAUUUAUGUAUAAUCUUUAUUGUUGUUUUUUUUAUUGUUUGAGGUGAACAAAUAUGGACAGAAAUGAGAGACAUUUUUUCCACAUGGACUGGAGCAAUCUAUCUAUUAAAGCGCUCCUUUUUUUUCUGCCGAUGCCAACCAAAAAAAAAAGAAAAAAAACCUAAAGGCUACACUCCAUUUUCUGUGCCUGACUACAGUGCCUUACAUCCACAUAUAGCCUACUAUGUGUGCUCACCUACGCAUCACACUGUGCCUUGUUUAGUGCAAAGUGAAGCCUUGGUGGUUGGCGCAUUGGAUUUUUCUCCAUAUAUUUGUCCAUUGAUCCAGAUUGGUGGUAUUACUGAGACAAGAAGGUUCCGAUCUCAAGGCUACCUCUCCGUCCUGUAGUCUCUUUCUCUUAACUCUUCUGCAGUAACACUCCAUCUGUCUCCUCAUGAUUUCUCGUCCUCCAAACUGUGCUUGACCAAGGUGCACUUAAAACGUAUUUAUAAAAGGCAAGAGAUUGCAACAUACAAGUGAAGAGAUUUGAAAUACUGAAUAUGAAUUCAAGUGUGAACUUGGCCUUUUUCAUUCUCGGUAUAUGUGCUUUUUUUUUUUUUUUUCUUUGUGGAUAAGGCAAAAAAAAAACAUUUAAAAAAUAAACAGAUGAAUGUUUAGUAGGCACUUUUUUCAACUCUGCAGUGUGUUGGAAACAGGUAUAAUGUUGGACUGGGUAAAACUGGAACAAUACCUCAAGCUGGAAUAAACAAGUAGCCAUGCGUGUAAGUGCCACUCAACAAACAGAGCGGCUGUGACGAUAACAGUCAUUAUACAAGAGCAGGCCAAAUAUUUGAAUUGCUGGCUUAUAGAAUCCUUUAAUUCUUUAUUCUUUUUUGGUUUAAAUGGGAUUUUUAUUUGCUAAUUUUCCAUCAUCUUCUCAUAUAUUUGACUACAUAUUGUCAAAAAUACAACACAACGAGUUAGACUUUGAGGAUAUUUGAGAUUACAUAUGAGGUCAGGGGUUUUUUGGGACCAAAAACUAGAAAUAAAAGAUCUAAUUUCCCAAAAAAAAGAAAGAAAAAGAUUGAAGUCUCAUCUCACUCCGUCUUCUACGCUCAGCUUCUUCUCUCCUCUCUGAAAGUGGGUUUGACUUAGAAGACAAACUGCUGAUAACUGCUUUUAUUAUUUUCUUGUAUGAUGACAAUAAGGAUAUAUUUAAUAUAUGCAAUACAUGUGUUGUCUAUGAAGUGAGAAGAAAAGGUAUAAUAUAUUCUUAAACAUAUGACUUUUCUGUAUUUUACAUCUUGUUUAGGGAUAAAGUCAGAGUAACAAACGUAGAAAAAAAUAUGUUGGUGUUUUUUUUUGUUGUUUUUUUUUUUUUGCCAAAGUGUCCGAUAGUUUUUAAAAUUUCAAGGGUAUUGUUUUUGUUAAAUAUGAUAUUCUGUAUGCUAUUUUUGAACUGGAUUUGGUGUUCUGAGUGGGAAUAAAAUGGCUCCUUUUUAUAUUAGUUUGAACAUCAAAAUCUUUAAACUGUACCUUUGUGACAGCCUGAAGUCACUUUGAGCUUUUCAACUUGGCAUGUCAGUUUUUGGAGGAACAGUUUUAAAAAAAAUCACAUUAAAGCAGCCAUUCAGUCUUUACAUUUUAGAUGGCAGAAAACUGUCUGGUUCUGCCUCCCACUCAAAACACCUGCUUGACUUUCUUUUGCCUGCAUUUCACCCACACUGCAGACCCCGGUGUCAGUAGUAGUGGCGCUUUAUGCCUAGUUUAACAUAGGUGUUACCAUUUUAACUCUUCCUAGUGUGUGCCUUAUUGCCAAAUUGUGCCCUUUGCUAUGCCUUUGUAGACCGAUGCAGACUGUUUUCUAUCUGAAGUUUGUUUAAAAAAAAAAAAGAAGCUUGUUCUGUAUUGUUAUAUUUAUAGUGAUAAAGUAGAAAAAUAAAGCAUUUUCAAAAGGA
Labrus mixtus (cuckoo wrasse) is the source of this 5276-nucleotide messenger RNA. RefSeq names its product RNA binding motif protein 47 (gene rbm47). Gene Ontology annotation, cellular component: nucleus. The transcript is spliced from 8 exons. Gene Ontology annotation, molecular function: mRNA binding. The record is from RefSeq and is a predicted model, not a curated record. NCBI's taxonomy places the organism in Eukaryota, Metazoa, Chordata, Actinopteri, Labriformes, Labridae. Bases 397 to 2238 code for a protein of 613 amino acids.